AUGCCAGUCCGCCGAUCCUUAGCUCGCAGCGCCCUCGCCACGUCACCAGGCACGUCAGGUUCGCCAAUAACUGCGGUGCCGGACCUGCCGACCGUGUCGGUGGUGAUUCCUCUCUUCAACGAGGCUCGGAGCAUCCCGAUUCUGGUGGAAAGGGUCGGCGACGUGCUGAGCCGCGCGGGGUGGCCACACGAAGUGAUUUGCGUGGAUGACGGGUCGUCAGAUGGCACGUCGCUGCUGCUGAAGGCGAUGGCAGCAGAGAGGCCGGAGCUGCGGGUGGUGGUGCUGCGCCGUAACUUUGGCCAGACGGCCGCCAUGGCUGCCGGCUUUGACUACGCUGCAGGUGACUUCGUAGUGACGCUGGACGGCGACUUGCAGAACGACCCGUCAGACAUUCCGCGGCUGCUGCGCCUGCUGCUGCUGGGCCGCAAGGGCGCCGUGGGGCAGGAGGCGGGGGCGCGGUGGGUGGCGGGCAGGGAGCGUGACGGCGGCGGGUAUGACAUGGUGUGCGGGUGGCGGCGCGCGCGGAGAGACGACUUCCUCUCGCGCAACCUGCCCUCUGCUGUGGCGAAUCUGCUCAUUGGGGCCGUCACCGGGGUGCGGCUGCACGACUACGGGUGCAGUCUGAAGGCGUAUCGCGGGUCGCUGGUGCGCUCCAUGCGCCUCUACGGCGAGCUGCACCGCUUCCUGCCCGCCCUCGCCGCCAUGGAAGGCGCCUCCAUCUCCGAGCUCGAGGUGCAGCACCAUCCACGGCAAGUGGGAGUGUCAAAGUACAAUCUCUCUCGCACGCCCCGUGUGCUCGUGGAUCUGCUCACUGUCGCCUUCCUUACGCGCUUCCGAGACCGCCCCAUGCACUUCUUCGGUCCCCUCGCCGCCCUCACGCUCCUCGCUGCCGCCGUCUUUUUUGUCCUCUUCUGCGCGGCGGCGCUCAAGGCGGCUGCAGCCUACGGGGUGGGCAUGGCUAUGGUGGUGGGAGCAGCACACCUGGUGGCGUCUCUUGAGUUUGUUGUUGCUGGAUUCGUUCUGUUUGGGCUAGGCCUGGUGGCGGAGCUGUGCAUGAGGACGUACUACGAGGCUCAAGGAAGAUCUGUGUACCGAGUGAGAGAGGUUGCCAACUGA
This is a messenger RNA of Closterium sp. NIES-65, 1116 nucleotides long. NCBI's taxonomy places the organism in Eukaryota, Viridiplantae, Streptophyta, Zygnematophyceae, Desmidiales, Closteriaceae. The record is from the annotation of a GenBank genome assembly.